Molecule: messenger RNA, 1860 nt
Organism: Bipolaris maydis ATCC 48331
Lineage: Eukaryota; Fungi; Ascomycota; Dothideomycetes; Pleosporales; Pleosporaceae
Product: glycosyltransferase
Source: RefSeq, a predicted model, not a curated record
AUGGCUCUGGCACUGAAUUCACUUUGGCCACUUGUUCGCAUUACCGGCGUUAUAUCCCCACUUUGUCUUAUUGCAUACUUUUGUCUUCGGGUAUACUUCAUUGCCAGCAGACAUACACAAAGCGAGCCCGGUUUGGGUCUAGCGUGGUUUUUUCUCAUUGUCGAAUUGUUCCAAUACAUACCGACCAUUCUCCUCUAUUGCAACCGCAUACUAGUGUCUCAGCAUCCGCAGCGAAGCAAACUUUACUUUGAAGGGGACAGUACCCCAGUAGUAUCUGUACUAAUAACAGCGUGUGGAGAGGACCUCGGUACCAUUCUCAACGUAGUGAAAGCUGCAUGUGAGACAGACUGGCCUGCCAGCUGUCUAAACGUCAUCUUGUGCGACGAUGGCCAAUCUCAAGAGUUGAAAAAUGAGAUGGCGCGUGUGCGAAAAAGAUAUUCAUUCGCAUAUUACACUAGCAGGGAAUCAUCACAGGGUUAUAAAGCAGGAAAUUUGAAUCAUGGACUGCAGUACAGUGGAAACCUUGGGGUUCCAGCUUCGGAGUUCGUUGCUGGUCUGGACGUCGACAUGAUAGUGAAGCCAGGAUGGCUUCGAGCAUUGAUGCCGCAUAUACUUUCUGACCCUAAAAUGGGCAUGGUAUGCCCUCCACAGUACUUCUGGAACAUACCGAGGAACGAUACCCUGCGGCAGGAUCUAGAUUACUUCUACGCCGUAACGGAGCUUGUUCACGAGGGACUUGGUGCAGCAGACUGUGUAGGCUCCGGAUACCUAGCACGUAGGGAAGCAUUGGAAAAAAUUUGCGGAUUCCCUAUAUUCUCAAUUAGUGAGGAUACUGCAUGUAGCUCUUUGCUGCUAGGAAAAGGGUGGUCCGUAGCGUAUGUUGAUGAGGUCCUACAGUGCGGGGAGAUGCCUGAGACAUUGGGUGGGCAUAUCAAGCAGCGAACACGAUGGACCAUUGGCAAUAUUCAAACCGCAUUCAAGAUCAAUUUCCGCCUCUGGGGCCAAAGAGUCGAACAUUGCACUGCGCGUCAACGCCUCGCCGGAUUUGUCUUUGGCGCAGGCUCUCUUGUUAAUAGCGCCCUAACAUGGUUGGGUUUCAUCGGCAGCCCCCUCGCCCUGCUAGCCGGGUACCCUUUCGUCGUUUACAAUGAGCGCUGGCAACUAGUUUGGCUCUUACGGCUUGUUGGCUUUUGGAUAUUUUCUGAUACAGCGCACAAAGCGAGCAUGGCCCUGUUUGUUGGUUACAGAGAUGCUAUGCGCUGGGACCAAGCGGAUGUUUGGCUUGUACCGUAUUACACGCUCGCGUUUCUGCGAGGCUUCAUUCUGCCGUCCUGGUUAGGUGGGACGAAGCCUGGUUUUGUGCCUAGUGGAAGUCUGGCUGCGAAAAUCGAAGAUCGGCACCCUAAUGCCCCGAGCCUCAUGGUACGUGUCCAUGCACUGAUAUUGCAUCAGAAGGUUUGGAUGCAUGUGCUCUACAUUAUAGCUUGUAUCCUCGGUUUCUCGCUCAAUCUUGUCCGCGGCCUUGAUCGAAAUGUUCACAUUGGUACGGCUUAUUCGACAGACCCAGUAUCAUCUCAUCGCAGUCCGUGGGUGUUUCUGCUGACAACGAUUGGUUGGCCUCCAAUGUGGUGGCUGGGGCAGCUGGUAAGCUGCUGGAUUCCAGUGAGCUAUGUUUUGUGGCCGCCUGUACAAGUUACUGCAGAAGAAGCAUUGGAGAAAGGCAAUGAGCACGGCAUAAGAUACCCAAAAGAAGAAUAUUCACGCCCUAGGAGGACUGUAUAUGGGCGAUUAAGUGACCAUUUCACCAUGGUUAUACUUUUGUACACAAUGGUGGCGUUUGCUGGGUCUUUCUACCUAUAG